Messenger RNA from Apaloderma vittatum (bar-tailed trogon), 740 nucleotides. It is a transcript of the gene PXMP4, whose product is annotated as peroxisomal membrane protein 4, 24kDa. The transcript is spliced from 3 exons. Gene Ontology annotation, cellular component: peroxisomal membrane. Lineage: Eukaryota; Metazoa; Chordata; Aves; Trogoniformes; Trogonidae. The record is from RefSeq and is a predicted model, not a curated record. The annotation marks the transcript as partial.
GUUCGCUUCUGCAGUUACGGAGCGAAGGUCCGUGCCCCGCAUGCCCUGGUGAUGACUUUCCUGUUCAAGAGCGGGAGUUUAAGAGAGAAAUUGAAAUCGAUUGCUCAGGCCACGUACACUCAUUCCCGGAACUUGGCGUAUUUUGUGUUCACCUACAAGGGGCUGAUGGCAUUGCAGUCCCAGCUACAGGGGAAAAAAAUUCCAUUUCAUUCUUUCUUUGCAGCCUGCAUUGGGGGUUGGCUAGUGUUCGGUGAGAACAAUCCCAUCAACAGCCAGAUCAUUAUGUACCUGCUGUCUCGUAUGUUGUUCGGCUUGUCUCGCCUCGCGGUGGAGAAGGGCUACGUCCCGCAGCCGAAGCAGGAUCCCUUCCCGCUUGUCGCUGCUCUGGUCUGGGGGACUGUUCUCUGGCUCUUUGAAUACCACCGGCAAACGCUGCAGCCUUCUCUGCAGGCCUCCAUGACCUACCUGUACGAUGACAGCGACGUGUGGCACGAUGUUUCUGACUUUCUCCUUUAUAACAAAAGGACAGAGAGCGAGUAGGUGGUUCAUUGCAAAACGCCUUUGAAUGGGACGGGACCUUCGGGCAGCUGAGGGAAAAGGUUACUCUGUUGCUCUCGACUGGCGAUUUUUACUUUUUAUUUUUUUAAAUUAACAUUGAUCAGGCAGAGUUGCAUCUUGUGUCCUGGCCAAAAAUGUUCGGAUUAGUCUCCUCUUGGCUCUGCCUAGAGCAAGUAAAUACC